AUGUCAAACAUCAUUCAUACUGUCAUCUAUUUGCCUCUCAAGAUACUCAUCACGUCACUUGUGCUAUCACUGACUUUUGAUCGCAUCAUAUACAAAGACUUCUACAUACAUGAUCCAGCAGAUUGUCACAAAACACAUCUCUUUGGAAACGUUGAACAUCUAACAAAUGUAAUCGAAGAACGCAUGAAACCUGAAUAUAAACCUAUGAAUGAUUCCGUUCAUAAGAUGUACCAAGAAAAAAAGUUGAGAAUUAUUAAAUGGAGGGCCACAAUGGAUUUUGUGUUUUUUAUUCUGUUUGUAAUUGUUCUUUGUAAGAUAUUGAACAAAGACAAUCUCCUCCCGUAUUUUACCAAUGAUCACUUACAUUCUAUGUUAGGAGCUUCAGGUGAUAAAAAUCUCCCAAGUUUCAAUGCUGUCUACAAUUUGACACAAUUUGACAAAUUCCUCAAGCAAUCGUUUAGUUUAUCUCUGUCCAAGUUUUUCUGGUACAACAAGAAACACAUUCAAGAAGGUAGGAAAAACCAAGAAAAGAAGGAUUGGUGUUUUGACAACACUCACCGAAUGCUAAGAAGGCCGCACUUCACUCUGUCAAGGGUUAAACCUGGCCACUGCCAAGUGCCUGGGGUGAUGCAGACUGUGUCUGGAGCUCUAGAAUGUGCUGCUCCAUGGGACCGUACUGCUGAAGACACACAAGUCUACAAACCUUACUGGACACUUCCAGAACACCUGGAUAACACUUCCUACUGGAACCCAGGCAACUGGUCCUACACUCACUAUAGUAACUAUAAUCACUGUGGAAGGUCUGGGCGCUGUUACCCGAGUGGAGGCUACAACAGAAGUCUGUGGAGCGAGGCUAGAGUGGUAUUGAGUGUGCGAGACGAAGGAUGGAUGGAUCACUUCACUCGAGCGCUGCUAAUUCACCUCACUCUUUGUAAUGUCAACACUCGACGCAUUGUGCCCGUCACUCUGGUGGCUGAACAAUCUGUCACUGGAGAAUUUCUUAAUGUGAUCGUGCUAAGGAUGAAGAUUGUAGAUCUCGGAAAUGGAUACACAAAAUCAACCAGAAGAGAAUGGAACUUGGUGAAUAUCAUAAUGCCAGAUCUCCGAAAAGAUGAAAAAAGUUUUUACAUUUACUUCUGA
Macrosteles quadrilineatus (aster leafhopper) is the source of this 1140-nucleotide messenger RNA. RefSeq lists its product as uncharacterized. The transcript has 8 exons. The coding region runs from base 1 to 1140 and encodes 379 amino acids. Lineage: Eukaryota; Metazoa; Arthropoda; Insecta; Hemiptera; Cicadellidae. Gene Ontology annotation, molecular function: calcium channel activity. The record is from RefSeq and is a predicted model, not a curated record. Gene Ontology annotation, cellular component: membrane. Gene Ontology annotation, biological process: detection of mechanical stimulus.